AUUUAUUUAUGGAAGAAGCACAUGACUUUUAGCAUGUUGGUUAAAAGAUACUAACAAUCGAUAAGUUAUGUUAUAAGAAGUGUCUAAAGAAUUAUGAGAGAGCUAUGAAUGUAAAAGAGGAAGCUUGUUUAAGUAUUAAUAAUUUUAGAUCAUGUAUAGAAAAUUGUUUAGCCAAAGUAAUCAAUGGAAUAGAUUUUCUACAUAAUCUUAACAAUAAAGGAGGUUUAGAUAGAGCACCAUUUAAAACUGAUGGAGGAUUCUGGUCAAAAUGAGAGUUUAUUUUAAUAUUUAUUACUAAA
Molecule: messenger RNA, 299 nt
Organism: Paramecium primaurelia
Lineage: Eukaryota; Ciliophora; Oligohymenophorea; Peniculida; Parameciidae
Source: the annotation of a GenBank genome assembly